Messenger RNA from Geodia barretti, 3199 nucleotides. The record is from the annotation of a GenBank genome assembly. Lineage: Eukaryota; Metazoa; Porifera; Demospongiae; Tetractinellida; Geodiidae.
UACAAAAACCAUCCCCCAUGUUGUGAAGAACUCUUAGUUGACUGACCCAAAUUUUUUGUUAAGAUGAUGGGAUUUAUCCGAGUUUAUUGUUUGGUGCUUUUUAUCACGCUAAGAGCCAGUUACACUAAAGGUGUAAGAGAGUGUGUGGAAGGGGAAGUGAGGCUGGAGGAUGGAGAGGGAGACUAUGUCGGGAGAGUGGGGCUCUGCUACAGAGGACAGUGGGGCUCAGUCUCCCAGGACCACAUCAAUGAGCAAGUUGCUCGCGUCGUGUGCCAGCAGCUGGAGCUACCAUCACAUGAUCCCAAGGUGGUGAUGCAGUAUGCUGGAGCUAAAGGUCCUGUACACCUCUCACGUGUUGUGUGCUCUGGAAACGAGAGCAGUUUGCUCGAAUGUCAUCAUCAGAAGGAGAAUGGUAGAGGUCCAGGGAGCUGGUUUGGACGUGACAUUGGUGUCAGCUGUGCUCCACCAUGUAGGGAAGGUGAGGUGAGGCUACUGAGGAGCAGGGUCCAGACAUGCCACAACCAGGUCUGGGGCUACAUCUGUUUCUCCCCAGACACCUGGACUCACCAGAGUGCACGUGUAGUGUGCAGAGAGCUGGGCUUGACUUCUGAAGAAGCUCUUGCUGACCACGAAGGUUUUCACAAAAGAUUCUUCCCUCAUUUUGCCAAUUUAACAAACUGUACUGGAUCAGAGGGGCGGCUUGGUGACUGUCCCCAGAGCUCUAAUCAGGAGCGUUGUGGUAACCAUGCAGCAAAAGCUUAUUGCUCAGGAAUUGAGAGGUGCCCGGGAAAUGAGACCGUAAGACUCAGGGAAUUGGAUAGGAAUAUGGGUAGCAAUGUUGGAAGAUUGGAGAUAUGCUACAAUGGAUACUGGCAGAGUGUUUGUAGGCACAAUGCGACUGGACCGACCUCGGCAAUUGUAGCUUGCAGGGAACUCGGUUACUCCAAUUUACUGAAAGCCACCUUUACUUCAAUUGGUCUGUAUGAUGUCACUCUUCCAAGUAUACCAAUUCUGUGGGAGGGUUUGCAGUGCCAUGGUAAUGAAAGAUCCUUGUCUGACUGUCCGAGACGAAAUGGUUUUCACAACUGUAUCAACUGGGAGGAUGUUGUGCUGCAUUGCAGAGUUAAGGAAUGUAAUGAAACUGAUGUACGUUUGGUUGGUGGGCAGAGUGCUGCCGAGGGAGCAGUUCAAAUCUGUCAGAAUGGUCUCUGGGUGUCUGUGUGUGACACAAGGUGGGAUUACAGAGGAGCUGAAAUUGUGUGCAGACAACUUGGAUACCAUGGAAGCUUUUAUGCUCUAAGGGAACAUGUUGGCAGUUUGCAAGACAGCUUUAUAAUGAACAGCACUGUGGUAGAUUGUCAGUAGGGGAGGGAAUAUCUUGUCAGAGUGUUGGUCAAGUGAGCAACAUGAAUGCAGAGCUAAAGCAGCCGUCUUAUGUACAGAUGCCAGUUGUAAAGAAGACGCUCUUCGGUUGGUUGGUGGUCAUAGUGUGAAGGAGGGGAGAGUCCAGGUUUGUCAUAGCGGAGAGUGGCACUCUGUCUGUGCUGACAGCUGGAGUGAGACUGGGGCAGUUGAAACUAGCGUGCUCUGCUCAAAACUUGGCUUCUCAGGGGACGCAGCUAUGGCAGAUUUUGGGAGAGAGCUAGCUCCAACUUUAUCACUGGAUAUUGGGUGCGAUGGAUCACAUGACGAGUCAUGCAACAUUACUCAUCGCAGCUCCCUCGGAUGCCGGGAAGUGGCUGGAAUUGUCUGCGAAGCUCACUGCGUGUCUGAUGGAGUUGACUUCUGCUCUGAGUGCAGUGGACCAGCCAAUUGUCCAGUGAAUGACGUGUGCUACUGUUCUGCCGGGUGUUUUGACAAUGGUCAUUGCUGCCCUGAUGUUGAACAACUUCUGACCUGUCUACCUAACGAUGGAUGUGAGCCAGGAGAAGUUCGUCUGGUAGGAGGAGUGGCCAAUUCAUCCAGUGGAAUUGUGGAGCUGUGUGUGGGCGGAGUGUGGGGGACCAUCUGUGACAGUAAUCAUGAAUGGAGCUACGAGAAUGCAGCUGUUGUUUGCCGUCAGCUCAACCUUCCAGGGGAUAAUGCAGACAGUAUCUCCUCCGGGGAGUUUGACUCAGCUUCCAGUCGCCCGGUUCUCCUGGACAGUGUACACUGUACAGAGGAGUGAGGAGAGUCUGCUGGGCUGCCCUCACGCCAGUCUGGGCAACCACCUGUGCAGUGACGUUAUCUAUCAUGCUGCUGUUUUCUGCAAAGCUGACUGUGAGGAUGGGGACAUGAGAUUGGAGGGUGUGUCCAGUGGACAUGUGGAGAUAUGCUGGCACGGAAUGUGGGGCUCAGUAUGCAGUGAUGACAUGUGGGAUGCCGCGGACGCUAGAGUUGUGUGUAGACAGCUAGGUUUUGAAUCUCAAGAUGUGGAGGCUAUAGACGUGAUUGGAUCAGUGGGUCCCAUACUUAUGGCUGGUGUAAAGUGCACAGGGUAUGAGCCUGAACUGUACAACUGUACCAGUGACAGGAGGAUCAGCUGUGAGGAUAGGGGGAGACGUGCAGGAGUAAGGUGCAUUACGGGGGCUCUAGGUGGUAUUAAAGUGAGUGAGGUGGAGGGUUCAGUGGAGGGUGUCUUGGGACUCUGUGACAGGUGCUGACAGGUACACGGUCACACUCGUGGAGGCAAUGGGGGAUAAUCAACAGGGACCCUGUCGUCAGUCGUCUAACAAACCCAUCUCAGUUGAUACUACCAAUACUAGUGUUUCUAUAGACAAAACUAAGUUGAGAGCAUACACUACCUAUUCCAUCACUGUAACAGCCGAGAGUGACUUAUCAAACAGCAGUCAUAAGAGUAUACCUUUCAUCUUCACAACACAACAAAACGGUUCAUCAGUGGCCCCUCGCAAUGUGAGAGCAUCGUUUGUCAAUUCAACAGUCAUCAGUGUCCAGUGGGACGGCCUGACUCCCUGCACCCAGGUCAACGGCCGUGUUGUCAAGUACAGAGUCCGGUACACUGCAGAGAGGAGUGGUGGUGAGGUAGGAACUGAGGAUAAGGCCGGAGAGUGGGACUUGACAGGAGCUGAGUUGGCACUGAAUGGAUUGAGACCCCAUACCAAACUACUCUAUUAGAGUGGCUGCGGUGAACCAGGAGGGAGACUAGGCCUCUACAGUGACCCCAUCACCAUCCAGACAGCAGAAGAUGGUAUGGUGUAUU